This is a messenger RNA of Closterium sp. NIES-65, 951 nucleotides long. NCBI's taxonomy places the organism in Eukaryota, Viridiplantae, Streptophyta, Zygnematophyceae, Desmidiales, Closteriaceae. The record is from the annotation of a GenBank genome assembly.
AUGGGCGCCUAUCUCUAUGGGCGCCUAUCUCUAUGGGCGCCUACCUCUAGGGGCGCCUAUCUCUAUGGGCGUCUAUCUCUAUGGGCGCCUAUCUCUAUGGGCGCCUAUCUCUAUGGGCGCCUAUCUCUAUGGGCGCCUAUCUCUAUGGGCGCCUAUCUCUAUGGGCGCCUAUCUCUAUGGGCGCCUAUCUCUAUGGGCGCCUAUCUCUAUGGGCGCCUAUCUCUAUGGGCGCCUAUCUCUAUGGGCGCCUAUCUCUACGGGCGCCUAUCUCUAGUGGCGCCUAUCUCUAGGGGCGCCUAUCUCUAUGGGCGCCUAUCUCUAGGAGCGUCUAUCUCUAAGGGCGCAUAUCUCUAUGGGCGCCUAUCUCUAUGGGCGCCUAUCUCUAUGGGCGCCUAUCUCUAUGGGCGCCUAUCUCUAUGGGCGCCUAUCUCUAUGGGCGCCUAUCUCUAUGGGCGCCUAUCUAUAUGGGCGCCUAUCUCUAUGGGCGCCUAUCUCUAUGGGCGCCUAUCUCUAUGGGCGCCUAUCUCUAUGGGCGCCUAUCUCUAUGGGCGCCUAUCUCUAUGGGCGCCAAUCUCUAUGGGCGCCUAUCUCUAUGGGCGCAUAUCUCUAUGGGCGCCUAUCUCUAUGGGCGCAUAUCUCUAUGGGCGCCUAUCUCUAUGGGCGCCUAUCUCUAUGGGCGCGGCACCUAUCUCUAUGGGCGCCUAUCUCUAUGGGCGCCUAUCUCUAGGGGCGGCUAUCUCUAUGGGCGUCUAUCUCAAGGGGCGCCUAUCUCUAGGGGUGCCUAUCUCUAUGGGCGCCUAUCUCUAUGGGCGCCGAUCUCUAUGGGCGGCUAUCUCUAUGGGCGCUUAUCUCUAUGGGCGCCUAUCUCUAUGGGCGCCUAUCUCUAUGGGCGCCUAUCUCUAUGGGCGCCUAUCUCUAGGGGCGCCUAUCUCUAGUGGCGCCUAUCUCUAG